CUAACAAGGGGAUAGAAAAAUAAUCAAGAAAUGGCUCUAACUCACAAUGUAUGGGCAUUUGUGUUUGGAAUCAUGGGUAACAUCAUAUCAUUCGUCGUGUUCUUGGCCCCAGUGCCCACGUUUGUACGGAUAUGCAAGAAGAAAUCAACCGAAGGAUUUCAGUCUCUUCCCUAUGUUUCAGCUCUUUUUAGUGCGAUGCUUUGGAUUUACUACGCUAUGCAAAAGGAUGGCUCAGGCUUCCUUCUCAUCACCAUAAACGCUGUUGGAUUGGUCAUCGAAACCAUCUACAUCGUCCUCUUUGUAACCUAUGCUAACAAGAAAACUAGAGUAUCCACUUUAAAAGUUCUUGGUCUCUUGAACUUUUUGGGGUUUGCCGCCAUUGUUCUUGUUUGCGAGCUCUUAACCAAAGGUUCGACACGUGAGAAAGUUCUCGGAGGGAUUUGCGUUGGAUUUUCCGUCAGUGUCUUCGCAGCUCCUUUGAGUAUCAUGAGAGUGGUGGUACGAACAAGAAGUGUGGAGUUUAUGCCUUUCUCUUUAUCGUUGUUUCUUACAAUUAGCGCCGUCACGUGGCUCUUCUACGGUCUCGCUAUUAAAGACUUCUACGUUGCGCUUCCAAAUGUAUUGGGCGCGUUCUUAGGAGCUGUUCAAAUGAUUCUCUACAUAAUUUUCAAGUACUACAAAACUCCUGUGGCUGAGAAGACAGACAAAUCUAAAGCCGUGUCCGAUCAUUCCAUCGACAUAGCAAAGCUAACCACCGUUAUACCCGGUCCAAUUUCGGACUCAGCAGUUCAUCAACCGCCUGUUAUUCACAAUGUUCCCGAGACUCAAAUUCAAGUGACUGAGGUCAAGAGCCAAAACAUAACUGAUCCAAAAGAUCAAAUCAACAAGGAUGUCGAGAACCAAAGUCAAGUUUAAGUAGUGAAUCUUAUUUAGAGACUCAUUAAUAAUGCAUUGUUUGAGUUGUGCACUCUAGCUAACUUUCCUUCUACUCUAGCUUUUUCGAUUUUGUGGUUCGUCUCUUUAAAUCUUAGUUCUCCUGUACCACUUUUUUCUUAUCAUUUUAUUUUCCAGGGUAUCUGGAAAUUGUGUUAUGAUCAAUAAAUAAGUUGUUUUCUA
Messenger RNA from Arabidopsis arenosa, 1116 nucleotides. Lineage: Eukaryota; Viridiplantae; Streptophyta; Magnoliopsida; Brassicales; Brassicaceae. The record is from the annotation of a GenBank genome assembly.